Trypanosoma conorhini is the source of this 765-nucleotide messenger RNA. RefSeq lists its product as uncharacterized. The coding region runs from base 1 to 765 and encodes 254 amino acids. The record is from RefSeq and is a predicted model, not a curated record. Gene Ontology annotation, molecular function: nucleic acid binding. The transcript has a single exon. NCBI's taxonomy places the organism in Eukaryota, Euglenozoa, Kinetoplastea, Trypanosomatida, Trypanosomatidae.
AUGCCGCUGGACCUGGUGGGGAAGCUUCACCGCACGGUCUACAUUGAAGGCUGCCCGUCGACAGUGCGGGAGGACCUCUUGCGGCUUCUUGUGACAAAAUGUGGCGCCAUCGAGGGUUGGGACGUCACGGGUGAGCGACUCAUCGUCGUGUUCAGCAGCAUGAACAGCAUCAGCACCGCCAUCACGUUUAACGGCACAGCCUUUGGCGACCUCACGAGCAAACUGUUUUUGUGGGUGGCCACCGAGUCGCCGCCAGCGGGGGUGGCGCAGCAGCUGGCCAUUGCGGACGGCGGCAGCGGCACAAAAGGGGGCCCGCGUUCAGCGGAGGAGCUGAAGUCUGCACGGGAGGCACGCGAAAAACGACUAGCCGCCAUCCGUUCCGAACUGGCGCCGGAGAUUGAGGUUGAGCAGAGCACUGAAAGCAGCGAGGUGAGGCGGCUGAAUCUAUGCCUGAGGCAGCUCAAGGCUCUCGGGACGCUUACCAGCCACGCGCUUGCUGAGGCUGAGCAAAAACUAGAGGAAAUCUCCACACACCUCGGCGCCUCGCAGAGGCUGCUGGAGAACCUGCGAGCGGAGAAGCUGGCCAAGGCGACAGUUACUCCCGCCGCGCAGGCAGACAAGCCUGAUUCCGUGGAAGAGACUAGCGCGGCCGCUGACCUUCCUGGGGUGUUGGGCGAGCGCGAAGAUGUGGCGCAGCGUGUGGAAGCGAUGGUGGCCGCAGCUGAGGAUAUUGGCCAGUGGCGAAAGCGCUCCCGAGGAGACUGA